AAGCUGCAGCAUUCACAUGGACUUCCCCAGAGAGCUCUUUGUACCCUGGGCUCUCAGCCUGCUGCUGCCAGGGUUCUGUGGCGCCUUCAAUAUCGACACCAAAAGCUCCCGGAUCAUCCCCGGGUCCAGAGACGCCUUCUUUGGCUACACAGUGCAACAGCAUGAGAUCAGUGGGAAGAAAUGGCUGGUGGUGGGAGCCCCCUAUGAAACCAGUGGGCACCAGAGGACCGGAGAUGUUUACAAAUGCCCAGUGAUCCAAGGCAACUGCACAAAGCUGAACUUAGGACGAGUGACACUCUCCAACGUGUCAGAGCGUAAAGACAACAUGCGUCUGGGCCUGAGCCUCACCACCAACCCCAAGGAUAACAGUUUUGUGGCCUGCAGCCCGCUCUGGUCUCACGAAUGUGGCAGCUCCUACUACACCACGGGGAUGUGCUCCAGGGUGAACGCCAACUUCAGAUUCUCCAAGACUGUGGCCCCAGCUCUCCAGAGGUGCCAGACAUACAUGGACAUAAUAAUAGUUCUGGAUGGUUCCAAUAGCAUAUACCCCUGGGUGGAAGUUCAGCAUUUCCUCAUCAACAUUUUAAAGAAGUUUUACAUCGGUCCUGGUCAGAUCCAGGUCGGCGUGGUUCAGUACGGAGAGGACGUCGUCCAUGAGUUUCACUUAAGUGACUACAGGUCGGUAAAAGAUGUGGUGGAAGCCGCUAGUCACAUUGAGCAGAGAGGAGGUACAGAAACCCGGACAGCGUACGGGAUAGAAUUUGCUCGCUCCGAAGCCUUCCAGAAGGGCGGGAGAAAAGGCGCGAAGAAGGUGAUGAUCGUGAUCACGGACGGGGAGUCGCAUGACAGCCCGGACCUGGAGCAGGUGAUCGACGCCAGUGAGAAAGACAACAUCACCCGCUAUGCCGUGGCGGUGCUUGGCUACUACAACCGGAGAGGAAUCAACCCAGAAGCAUUUCUGAGUGAGAUAAAAUACAUAGCAAGUGACCCAGACGACAAGCAUUUCUUUAACGUCACGGAUGAAGCUGCUUUAAAAGAUAUUGUGGAUGCCCUCGGAGACAGGAUAUUCAGCUUGGAAGGAACAAACAAGAAUGAAAUCUCUUUUGGCCUAGAGAUGUCCCAGACUGGAUUUUCCUCCCACGUUGUGGAAGAUGGGAUUCUGCUGGGAGCAGUCGGUGCCUAUGACUGGAACGGAGCAGUCCUGAAGGAGACCAGCGGUGGGAAGGUGAUCCCUCACCGGGAAUCUUACCUGCAGGAGUUUCCAGAAGAGCUGAAGAACCACGGGGCCUACCUGGGCUACACCGUCACCUCCGUCAUGUCUCCAAAGCAUUGCAGGAUUUAUGUGGCCGGGGCACCCCGUUUUAACCACACCGGCAAAGUCAUCAUUUUCACUAUGCACAACAAUAGAAACCUGACUAUUCACCAGUCCCUGAAAGGAGAGCAGAUUGGCUCAUACUACGGGAGUGAGAUCAACUCCGUAGACGUGAACGGCGAUGGAGUGACAGACAUUCUGCUUGUUGGGGCACCGAUGUUCUUCAGCGAAGGCCGAGAAAGAGGGAAAGUGUAUGUCUAUGUUUUAAGACAGAGCCAGUUUGUUUUCGAUGGGGCGCUCCAGGAUGGGAACAAUUACCAGAAUGCUCGCUUUGGCUCUUCCAUCUCAUCUGUCCGGGACCUAAAUCAGGACUCCUACAAUGACGUGGUGGUGGGCUCACCCCUGGAAGACGACCAUCAGGGAGUCAUCUACAUCUUCCACGGCUUGAGAGGGAACCUCCUGAAGAACCCCAAACAGAGAAUCGCGGCUUCGUCCCUGGCCCUGGGGCUCCGUUAUUUUGGCUGCAGCAUCCACGGGCAGCUGGACCUGAAUGAAGAUGGCUUGGUCGACCUGGCAGUCGGAUCGCUCGGUAGUGCUGUGUUAUUAUGGACCCGCAGCGUGGUGAGAAUCAAUGCCAGCAUCCGCUUCGAACCCUCCAAGAUCAACAUCUUCAACAAGGAUUGCAAGCGCAAUGGGAAAGAUGCGGCCUGCCUGUCAGCCUUCCUCUGCUUCACCCCGCUCUUUCUGGCACCCUCUUUCCAGGCCGCCACUGUAGGCCUGAGGUACAAUGCCACCAUUGAUGAGCGGCGGUACACCCCGCGGGCCCACCUGGACGGGAGUGCAGACAAGUUCAUGCAGAGGGCCGUGCUGCUGACCGCCAGCCAGGAGCACUGCGACCAGAUGGACUUCCAUGUCCUGGACACGGCCGACUACGUGAAGCCGGUGGCAUUUUCGGUUGAGUACGGCCUGGAUGGACAGGACCAUGGGCCCAUGCUUGAAGAUGGCUGGCCAACCUCCCUCAGGGUUUCCGUGCCCUUCUGGAAUGGCUGCAACGAGGAUGAGCACUGCGUCCCCGACCUAGUGCUGGACGUUAGGAACAACAUCCCCAGUGCCAUGGAUUACUGCCAAAGAGUCCUGAGGAAGCCACCCUCCGACUGCUCCACCUACAAGAUGUCUUUCGACUCCUCCGUCUUUAUCAUCGAGAGCUCUCGGCGGAGGGUGGCCCUGGAGGCUACCCUGGAGAACCGGGGGGAGAAUGCCUACAACACACUGCUCAACAUUUCCCAUUCGCAAAACCUCCAGUUUGCUAGCUUGAUUCAGAAGGAUGACUCAGAUGGGAGCAUCGAGUGCAUAACUGAGGAGAAGCGGCUCAACAAAAAAGUGUGCAACGUCAGCUACCCAUUCUUCAGAGCCAAAGCCAAGGUGGCUUUCCGCCUGGAUUUUGAGUUCAGCAAAUCUGUCUUUCUUCAGAGCAUGGAGAUCGCCCUUACCGUCGGCAGUGACAGCGAAGAGAAGGAAAGCACCAAAGAAGACAACUCAGCCAUACUGAAUGUCCACCUCAAAUAUGAAGCCGACAUCCUGUUCACCAGGACCUCCAGCCUGAGCCGCUUCGAGGUCAAGUCCAACAGUUCCUUGGAGCGGUACGACAGCAUCGGCCCCCCUUUCAACUGCUCCUUUAAGAUCCAGAAUUUGGGCUUCUUCCCUGUCGACGGGGUGACGAUUAAGAUCACGGUCCCUGUGGCCACGCGGGGCGGGAAUCGUCUGCUGAUGCUCACUGACUUCCUCGUGGACCAGAUGAACACCACCUGCAACAUCUGGGGAAACAACACAGACUACCGGCAGGCCCCGGCUGAGGAGAAUCUGAGCCACUCCCCGCAGCUGAAUUACAGCAACUCGGAUGUGGUUUCCGUUGACUGCCACGUGCGACUGGCUCCCAACCAGGAAAUCAACUUUUAUCUGAUGGGCAACCUUUGGUUGAGGACGCUGAAAGCCCUCAAAUUCAGGUCUCUGAAAAUCACCACCAAUGCAGCACUCCAGCGCCAGUUCCACAGCCCAUUCAUCUUCAGAGAAGAGGACCCCAGCCGCCAGAUCACAUUUGACAUCUCCAAGCAUGAAGCCUCUCAGGUCCCCAUCUGGAUCAUCAUUGGGAGCUCUCUAGGGGGCCUUCUGCUCCUGGCCCUCCUGGUCCUUGCACUUUGGAAGCUGGGAUUCUUUGACAGUGCCAGCCGGAAGAGGGACUCAGAACAGGAACAAGAAGCCAAAGUGCUAGAAUGAGGCUCGAGGGUCGGGGGGGCUUGCCUGGCCAGGCCGACUGAGGGGCUCCCAUGCCACACUCGUCCUCACUGGGAGGGGGGACCCUUCUCCCAGCCCCCUCCACGGCCUUCACUCUCGGGGUGGAGGGGGUGCACAGGGCCCCAGGACACCCCCCGCAAGGUACUUCAAACUGGUUUUAAACGGUGCCGUUUCACCUAGAUGCUUGCUCCCUCCCUCCCCUCCGUACUGGCUGCUGGCAUCCCCGCAACAGGCCCUGGCUCUAGAAGAAUACACAUCGCCAGUGGAAACUGUAAGGAGAGAACAACAGAUUCCCUCCCCCCACCAUGCUGCAGCCCCUCUGCCCUCCCCAGCCCCCUUCCUCUUGGGGUGCUGCCCUGUGACCUUUUCCUGGACAUCUCUCCGACAUCGCUCAUCGCCUGGCACUGUAGCAACCAGGCAGACUUGGGUGCCAAUGGUUCACUGAGAAUAAUCAGAGGGAAGUGGGAGAGACAGAGAGGCCGUGGAGUUCAUUUUAACGGCAAGGGUCAUCCCCUUCUGCCCCAGAAAACAUGGCUGGCACCCCUCUGCCCAACAAGCUGGCACUGAUGAGGAGCUGGUGUGAAGCUGGCACAAAGGCUUCUGGGAAACCUCUCUGCCCAGGCCAACCCCAAAAACAGCAGCACGUUCUCCACGGCUGUGCACUGAGACCCGCCAGGGUGUAAGGAUGCCAGGAGAGAAGGGUGGUGUUGCGACCCUCCCCGUGGCCCUUGAUAUCCCUCCUGCCAGCGAAAAAGCCACUGGGGCUGGAGUUCCCCCCAAAGGACAGUUUAGAUGAUGCCAAGUAGCCAAAACUCCCAUGCACAGAAUCUCUGCCUCUCUGGGCUCCCCUGCCCCAAACUUCGUGGCCGAGGAGACGUCAACAGUCCAUCCUCCCCUGCAUCAGCCCAGGCUCUAGGUGACAACAGUUUUGAGAUUUUUUUUGAUCUGUCAUCUUUCGAAUGCACUGAAGACAUUUAAAAUCAAAUUAAGCACCUUACUGCAGGAUGUUCAGUGCCCGGCUGUAUAUACUUAUUCAGAAAAUGUUUACCUACCCAGGAGACAGGAUUCCAAAAUCAGUUUGAAGUGCUCUCUGCCAAACGUGGGUGCUCUGCCCGUCUUCGGGGCAAGCGUCGCAGCAAGAAACCUCGGGUGCUGGGUGGACAGAGGACCGUCCUCCGUUGCCGAGAUUUAUUUAUGCCGUUAAGCCGUCUCAUGAUUGAACCAGAUCUCUCCACUACCUGUGGCCAAGUACUGUCUUGACUGUCGGUCAGCAAUUUCCAACAUUAAAGGUUCAGUGUU
Messenger RNA from Tachyglossus aculeatus (Australian echidna), 4903 nucleotides. It is a transcript of the gene ITGA11, whose product is annotated as integrin subunit alpha 11. Gene Ontology annotation, biological process: cell adhesion mediated by integrin; cell-matrix adhesion; cell-cell adhesion. NCBI's taxonomy places the organism in Eukaryota, Metazoa, Chordata, Mammalia, Monotremata, Tachyglossidae. The record is from RefSeq and is a predicted model, not a curated record. Gene Ontology annotation, cellular component: integrin complex; external side of plasma membrane. The coding region runs from base 17 to 3586 and encodes 1189 amino acids. The transcript has 30 exons. Gene Ontology annotation, molecular function: integrin binding.